Molecule: messenger RNA, 2829 nt
Organism: Zonotrichia leucophrys gambelii
Lineage: Eukaryota; Metazoa; Chordata; Aves; Passeriformes; Passerellidae
Product: interleukin-9 receptor-like
Exons: 10
Coding region: 813-2255 (480 amino acids)
Biological process (GO): cytokine-mediated signaling pathway
Cellular component (GO): membrane; external side of plasma membrane
Molecular function (GO): cytokine receptor activity; protein binding
Source: RefSeq, a predicted model, not a curated record
ACUUCCUCUCUCAGUGGUAUCUGUCAAAUAAUUUAUUUUACCUUAUAAAUUCUUAUGAGAAAAUGUUAUCUUUUUAUUGUGUGUUCAACUGGACCCCAAAUCUGGGAGUAAAUCCCAGAAUAUUAAUUUCUGGUGAUAGAUUUAGCAAUAGCAGUGUCCUGGGGUGACGUUAUGAUGCUUGUAUCCCCAUUCAUCUGUUCUGUGCCUUUAAGACCGGCUCUGAAGAGUGGAAGUUUUUUUUGGGUUUCUCUUAUCAGGGACACAGAGACAGGCAGUACAUAGGGCUGUUUUCACUUCUUGCUUUCAGCUUGCUGCUUUGCUUGCUCUCUUUUCUGCUCUCGCUUCUGCUCUGCUUUGGCCUCUGCUUAUUAGUUAGUUUAGCUAAACAGUCCACAUUCCUUCCUGGACUGUUUCUCCUCUCCUGUUUCUGUGACCAUCUUGAACCUGCUCCGGACUAGGACUCGGGAACACCGAAGGUUUGGCUGCAGCAGCUGCCCCAGUGCCGGAGGGACUGAGAACAGAGCAACCACCCCCGAAAGAGACUUUCUGAUUUCGUCAUCUUUCUCAGAGCGCUGUCAUUGGUUCUCAUACAGCUUUUCUGCCUUCGCCGCAACUUUGUAGUGCUGCAGAAACUGGACAUUAGAACACAAGAAAGCAGCAAGCAGUCUGGCGCCCAAGACAUCUGGCUAAGAAGUUGAUUUGUCUUUCACUGCUAGAAGCUGCUGUAAUUCUACCUGCACUGCUAGCACUGGGCUUCCUUCUGAGCUAAUAGGAAGACUACAAGUCUUGCACAUGAUUAGAUACUAUCUGGAAUGGGAGGAGUUGUGUGGCCUUUGGGGCUCCAGCUGUGCAUUGCUGCUGCGCUGCUCUUUGGUGGAGGAAGAGGGAGAGAGCUCUCUGGCAGCCUGAGCUGCCUGAAUAACUACAUGACUACCGUGAGUUGCAUGUGGGUAACGGAGAAGCCCAUGGGCAAUGGACCUUUCCACCUGCAUUUCACCAACCUCUGGUCAAAGGGCCACAACGCCAGCUGCAAACUGACUGCCACAGAGAGCAUGCAGAAUAAGUACCACUGCACAAUUCAUUUAGCCAGCCAGAUCUUGGAAACAGAUGGUUAUAGAGUCUCUCUCCAGGGAAACUUCUUUGGAUGUAAUCAGACAUACAUGGCCUUUCUAGAGUACAAUCCCCGCAAGCACAUAAAACUUGAUCCACCUUUGAACAUCCAGAGCAAUGCCACUGCCAGGAAGUGCCAGAUAUGGUGGAGUGUGUGGAAUGUGCCUUGGUACCUCACUGAAAUUCUCCAAUAUGAGUUGCAGUAUAAGGAGUACAGCAUGUCCUGGGAGGUUGCAAUGAACAAGACACUGCCCAGUUCACUGCCACAAGUAGAAAUUGAAGCCAGAGAGCUUCGCAGUGGCAUUGCUUAUGCUGCAAGAGUUCGCUGCAAAGUUUCUGAAAAUGAGAAUUCAUACCACAGUCAAUGGAGUGAGUGGAGCCAGACAACAGUGUUUAAAAAAGCAGAUGUCCCCAAAGUCUCUGAAAAGAUUCUAAAUAUCAAAACUAUGCAGUACUUGUUCAUUCCUCUGAGUUUUGGCACUCUACUCUAUUUAUUCUGGAACUGCAAGCUUUCCUCAAGGGCAAAAAGCCUCGCCUGCUUUAACAUUCCCACGCCAGCUGCUUUCUUUCAGCCACUCUAUAGUUUGCACAAUGGGAAUUUUAAGGACUGGGUUGGACUGAAUGAGGCUUGUAGCCAGCUUGAAAGAGAAGAGGCCAGCAACUCAAGAAAAGUGAAUGCAGAUAGAGUUUCUGAUCUAAACACCCAAGAACUGAUUUCCCAGAUCUCAUUGAAACCUACAGGAAGCACAGAUGUGGUUACUGCAGAAGAAAACUUUGCAUUUGUCUCAGGUCCAAGCCAGCAGUAUGUCCCCAGCAGGUACAUAAGAGCAGAAGAGAUAGAGAUGUGGCCAGGACUAUUGUUUGCACCAAACCAUGCUGAUGAUACCGUUGGCCCAAAAUUCUCUGAAAUAAUUAAAGACAACCUUGAGAGCCCUAGUGUUGGAAGGAAUUAUCCCUCUCACUCACAGCAUGGAAAAGGUGACUUUCUUAUGCUUGGAGAAUCUUUGGGGAAAAAAGAUAUGUCCUUCAGUGGUAGUGACUAUUGUACUUUGUGUGACAAUGAUACCACAGGAGGUUUGAUUUCCGCUGAACUACUGAAGCUUUCUAAUCACAAUAGUCAUGUUAAACAUCAGAAAGACCAGUGACCUUCUCUGAGGAAUACUGCCUACAAAGUUCCUUGUGCUCUCCUAUCACCUCCCAAGCAGCACGAAUGGGGACUUGUCUGCAAAGUGCAGACAUUUUCAAACAUGUAUCAUUUUAAAACACAUCCUCAAUUUCUGUACUUCAGAAGAAGAUUGUGACUAAGUCCCAUGUCCAGCAAAUACUACCCCUACAGGCAUUCCCUAAAUUAAUCUCCUGGCUGCAAGAUCCAUUAACCCUCUUGUCUAAGAAGGCAGCAGCAGACCUGCUGUUUUCCUCAGGAAGAACUAUUAUAGUUGUGUGCCUCGUGGAACCAGCAGUAUUUUCAAUAUGAUAAACCAUGAUUUAAAUUCCAUCAUUUUGUAAAAAAUAUGCAUGAUUUUUCACAAAAUCGUGAGAAACUAUUUUUGCUUAAGAAAGUAAUUCUGCUUCUUAAUAUGAUAUUGAUGAAUUAAAGGGAUUCCUGAUUUGAUCAGAAUUUGUAAUUGCUCUGUUUAGAGAUAAUCAAACAGUAGGCCUUGUUCUUUAUUAUCUUGAAUGGCUGUAACUUUUUAUUUUGCAAUAAAUAAGCCUCAUGUA